AUGUCCUGUAUUUUCAUUCACUCCUUGGCCAGUUCUCGGGCUUGGCAGUGUCACGUUUCAGCAACAGGCGCGGGGGAUGCCAGCCAUGUCUUGCACGGCGCCGUGAUGCCCAGCGUGCGGCUGCCGACGCCAGCGAGGCAAGGCCGCCCAUGUGCACAUCAUGCAACCGGUGGUAAGCAGCCCCGACGGGCGUCGCACGGGAUCGAUCUACAUGCCAUGCUUCUCGUCAACCAUGCAGACGAAAUCACCGGCCCCCCCUGGCGCACCACUGAAUUAGGAAGCCCCCAGUCGCGCAUCCCUGUCAUGUAG
This is a messenger RNA of Cordyceps militaris CM01, 309 nucleotides long. RefSeq lists its product as uncharacterized. The record is from RefSeq and is a predicted model, not a curated record. Lineage: Eukaryota; Fungi; Ascomycota; Sordariomycetes; Hypocreales; Cordycipitaceae. The transcript has a single exon. The coding region runs from base 1 to 309 and encodes 102 amino acids.